Messenger RNA from Anolis sagrei ordinatus, 2082 nucleotides. Its product is annotated as metal transporter CNNM4-like. Gene Ontology annotation, biological process: magnesium ion transport; intracellular manganese ion homeostasis; magnesium ion homeostasis. Lineage: Eukaryota; Metazoa; Chordata; Lepidosauria; Squamata; Anolidae. Gene Ontology annotation, cellular component: cytoplasm; plasma membrane. The record is from RefSeq and is a predicted model, not a curated record. Gene Ontology annotation, molecular function: magnesium ion transmembrane transporter activity; sodium ion transmembrane transporter activity.
AUGAGGUUGGAGAGCAGUACCAAGCCAGGAGCUGUACACUUAAUAAAAGGAGUCAUCCAAGUGAUGGAGGGAAGUGUCAUCCAGCUUCGAAUCUUUGGCCAGGGCAUCCAUGAAUCUACUUGGGAGAUUGUCUAUUUUUCUGAAUUGGCUACAGCAGAGCCUGAUUUUCACAAUUUUAAUGAUAGCUCCUGUUUUGAGAAGAGCAACGACUUGCGGGUGCAACCGUUCAGUCAAGACGUCCAGGAAACAUCUGCAGUACUUACCAUUGUGGUCAAGACUCUGCGCAGGGACGUCCACACCAAGAGCUAUGUGUUAUGCCUUGAAAAAGAUCCUGGGCAGUCACAGCAGCCGGUUGACAGGCACAAUUUGUUCAUCCAAGUGGUGGAGGACGUGAAACUGGAGCUCCCCCUCUGGCUUAUUAUCAUCUUAAUGAUUGUACUCUUGUCACUCUCAGGUAUAUUCAGUGGGCUUAAUCUGGGCCUGAUGGCUCUGGAUCCCAUGGAGCUGCGUAUCGUGCAGAAUUGCGGUAAGCCCAAGGAGAAAAAAUACGCCGCCCGUAUUGAGCCCCUCCGUAGGAAGGGCAAUUACUUGCUGUGCUCUUUGCUGCUAGGUAAUGUUUUAGUCAACGCUUCUCUUACAAUACUGUCCGACAUUCUUGUUGGCACAAACAUGGUGGCUAUUUCGAUCUCGACCCUUGCCAUUGUCAUCUUUGGAGAGAUAAUCCCACAAGCCCUUUGCUCCCGUCAUGGCCUGGCAGUAGGUGCCCACACUGUCCCCCUUACCAAGCUUUUCAUGUUGUUGACCUUCCCACUCUCUUAUCCCCUCAGUAAAAUCCUGGACUAUGUGCUUGGUAAAGAAAUAGGCACCGUAUACACCCGGGAGAAACUGAUGGAGAUGUUGAAACUGACACAGCCCUACAACGACCUGGUGAAGGAAGAGUUGAAUAUAAUCCAAGGAGCCCUUGAACUGAGGUCUAAGACAGUGGAAUGUGUCAUGACACCAUUGGAAGACUGCUACUUGAUCAGCAGCGACGCCGUCUUAGACUUUGACACCAUGACAGAGAUCAUGGAGAGUGGCUAUACCCGCAUCCCCGUCUAUGACAGAUAUUAUUCUAAUAUUGGGGAUAUGCUCUAUGUUAAGGAUCUAGCCUUUGUUGACCCUGACGACAAGACCCCACUCAAGACGAUCACGAAGUUUUAUAACCACCCGGUCCAUUUUGUUGCUCACAAUACCAAACUGGAUGCUAUGCUUAAUGAGUUCAAAAAAGGUAAAUCCCACCUGGCCAUUGUCCAAAAGGCGACCGAUGUCGAAGGCGAGCAUGAAGUGAUGGGUGUGGUGACGCUGGAGGAUAUCAUUGAAGAGAUCAUCAUGUCAGAAAUCCUGGAUGAAUCAGACAUCUCCGCUGAGACUCGUAGCAAAAGAAGAGCCACCCAAACAAGGAGGUGGGACUUCUCUGCCUUCAGGGCUGUUGGCAAUGAAGCAAAGAUCUCCCCGCAGCUCCUCCUGGCUGCCCAUCGCUUUCUCUCCACAGAGGUGCAAUGGUUCUACCCAAACAUCAUCACUGAGAAAUGCCUGCUGUGCCUCCUGAAACACCGAGAUGUCAUCUGUGAGCUGAAGUUUGAUGAAGGGAACAAGGAUGCCCCCCACCAUUUCCUAUACCAAAGGAAUAAGACAGCCGACUACUUCAUCCUCAUCCUGCAGGGGAAAGUGGAAGUCGAAGCUUGCAAGGAAAACAUGAAGUUUGAGAACGGACCCUUCUCCUAUUACGGGGUCCUGGCCUUGGGUCCCUUGCCCAUAGGAGAUAAUACUAGUGGAUUUCUCUCAGGCAAUAUAACUCGCCCCAGCUUUGAGCACAUGGUAACUGUGUUUGGCAGUUCUGGCAGCAGCAACCAAGUUCUUCCCAGCGCCAACUUGCAGUAUAUGGCAGACUUUACUGUCCGUGCCCUCACUGACCUCCUGUACAUCAAGAUCACACGGAUGCAGUAUCAGGACGGUUUGUUGGCCUCUGUGUUGGAGACCAGUAUGGCAGCCGCUGAGACCCAAUCGGUAGAAAAUGCUGAUGGUCAAAAAAACCUGUCCUGA